Caretta caretta (loggerhead turtle) is the source of this 1414-nucleotide messenger RNA. RefSeq names its product gap junction beta-5 protein. Gene Ontology annotation, cellular component: connexin complex. Gene Ontology annotation, molecular function: gap junction channel activity. NCBI's taxonomy places the organism in Eukaryota, Metazoa, Chordata, Testudines, Cheloniidae. Gene Ontology annotation, biological process: cell-cell signaling. The record is from RefSeq and is a predicted model, not a curated record.
AUGUUGACAGGCAGUCCUAGUGACCAUGCAGAUGAACCCUUUGUACAUGGAUGGACAAGAAGAGCCGAGCGAAAGGGAAGAUGGGGAUCAGAACAAGAACUACCAGGUGGUGAGGAACUGGCUCCAGGGAGAGACAGCAAUGGGUUGUGCUGAAAUUUGAAUUAUCAAACUUGGGGCCAGUCUUCUUUUUAUUAAUGACUCUGGCACAAAAAGUCUGAGUGUGCUAAGGAAAUUUGCUGAUGAUACAAAGUUGGGAGGGAUUGUUCAUAAAGAGGAGGAUCGGAAUAUUAUACAGGAAGAUCCGGAUGGCCUUGAAGAUGGGAGUGACAGAAAUGGGAUGCAAUUCAAUUGGAGAAAGUGUGAGGUCAUGCCUUUCGGGUCUGUUGAAUCUCUGCCCCAAGCUGGGGGCUCGUCCGUCGGAAAGAACAGAGGAAGAGAAAGACCUGGGUGCGUGGGUCAAAACCCAGGAUGACUAUGAGCCACCAUUGUGACGCGGCUGUGAGAAAGGCAAAUAUGAUGCAUCAGACCCAAUGAACGGGCACCACGGACCAUGAACUGGGGUGUCUUUGAAGGGCUCCUGAGCGGGGUGAACAAGUACUCCACGGCCUUCGGCCGCAUCUGGAUCUCCGUGGUCUUCAUCUUCCGGGUGCUGGUCUACGUGGUGGCGGCGGAGCGGGUGUGGAGCGACGACCACAAGGACUUCGACUUCAACACGCGCCAGCCCGGCUGCUCCAACGUCUGCUUCGACCACUUCUUCCCCGUCUCCCACAUCCGCCUCUGGGCCCUGCAGCUCAUCCUGGUCACCUGCCCCUCCCUGCUGGUGAUCAUGCACGUGGCCUACCGGGAAGCCAGGGAGCAGAAGCACCGGGAGGUAGCGGGCGAGAACUGCCGCCGGCUCUACCCCAACCCCGGCAAGAAGCGGGGAGGGCUGUGGUGGACCUACCUGCUCAGCCUCAUCUUUAAGGCUGCUGUGGACGUGGUUUUCCUCUACAUCUUCCACGAGUUCUACAAGAACUACACUCUCCCCGGCGUGGUGAAGUGCGAGAUCCCCCCGUGCCCCAACAUCGUGGACUGCUUCAUCUCCCGGCCCACGGAGAAGAACAUCUUCACCCUCUCCAUGGUGAUCACAGCCUGCCUCUGCAUCCUGCUCAGCUUGGUGGAGGCCUGCUACCUGGUAGGGAAACGGUGCCGAGAGUCCCUGCUGUCCAGACGCGAGAGCAGCCGGAGGGAAACGAGGCAAUUCAGGAGCGUCGUUCAUAGCAAGGACUGUUCCCUCUCCCAUGGCGAGCAGAACAGCCUCGAGCCGGGAGGGUGGGGUUUCCAUGCUGCAGAUUGCAAGCUAGUCGCGGCUCCAAACACAGCCAGUUCCCCGAUAGGAGAAGAUGUUAUCUCCUAAGCAGAGGGAAAGACAUAG